Thermothelomyces thermophilus ATCC 42464 is the source of this 957-nucleotide messenger RNA. RefSeq lists its product as uncharacterized. The record is from RefSeq and is a predicted model, not a curated record. Lineage: Eukaryota; Fungi; Ascomycota; Sordariomycetes; Sordariales; Chaetomiaceae. Gene Ontology annotation, cellular component: mitochondrial nucleoid. The coding region runs from base 288 to 743 and encodes 151 amino acids. The transcript is spliced from 3 exons. Gene Ontology annotation, biological process: positive regulation of helicase activity; mitochondrial DNA replication. Gene Ontology annotation, molecular function: single-stranded DNA binding.
UGAGGCUUUAGGCACCAGCCACGCACUGGAUUAAUGCGUUUGCGCGCAUCGCUCAGGCGAUCCAGACGCGACGGGACUAGGAAGCUCGCGCGUCACCAAUUCAACAGCCCCUCUCGUCCUUCACCCAAGGUUUCUGGAGUAUCAGGACGGCCACCGCAACGAAACACAGCGAACCCCCAUCCCUGCAUACUCUCCCCAUUUCGAUACGCAAUUUCCGUCCAAACAAUAAAACAACAACAACAACAACAACAACAAAUAAUAGAAAAAUCAAAUCAACAACCUCGAGCAUGUCGGCCUUCCUCCGCGCCGCAUCCCGCGCCGCCGUCGCCCGGCCCGCUACGGUCGCCGCCGCCGCCGCGGCGCGCCCGUUCAGCUCGACGGGCGCGCGCCCCGUCGCUCGCAUCACCAUCGUCGGCAACCUGGCCGACUCGCCCGAGCUGCGCGCCUCGAGCACCGGCCGCGAGUACCUCCGGUACGCGGUCGCCAGCAACUCGGGCUCGGGCGAGAACCGCAAGACCAGCUGGUUCAACGUGAGCUGCUUCGACGAGGGCCCCCGCCGCGACUUCUUCCAGUCGCUCCCCAAAGGGACCUUGGUCCUGCUGGAGGGCGAUGUCUCCAUCUCCAACUAUGUCGACGGCGAGGGCAAGCCCCGCCAGGGCCUGAACAUCACACAACGAAACCUCGAUGUUCUGCGCCGUCCCUAUAACCCCCAGGUGGCCGAGGGCGGAGGCGCGCAGCAGUAGGCGGGCCGUUGGAGCCGUCUUCUGUUCGCAUCAAGUCACUUGUAUGGAUCCAGGUCCAGAGUAAGAUCUGGGAUGGUACUCUCCUCUCCGCAGCCAUGACCGGGGGUUCCGGGGUUGUUUCUCCGUGUCUGGGACAUGUAGUAUAUUGUUAAAUUGCCUCUCUAGUAUUCCGUACUAUAUACCAAUAAUUUUCUUGCGUCCAGUACAAAACUCC